UAUUAAUUAUUGUUACAGUUAUACGUUACCGUAAAAGUGUUAGAGUUAUUUCUACAUCACUAAGAGGUAGCAUAUUAUUUAGGUAUAAAAUACCCCAAAUGUAUAAACAAACAUGGAAUUAUCAUUUGGUGAAUUUAGCAGAGAAAAUAUACUGCAGUCAUUACAAGAGCGACACAUCAAUUUGCCGGAUGCAGAUCGCCUAGAUUUCGAAGAACUUUUGCGUAUAUAUAAAACAUUCAUGCUGCCUUUGGCAAAAAGAGAACGAAAAAGCAAAUUGAGCAGGUGCAAAGCGUUCCUUCAAAAUGAACAUACAGCUAAUUUUAAACAAAACAAUAUUAAACACAUACUUAGGAAUAGUUUCGUUGAAAUGGAUAUCGACGAAGAAGAAAAAACUUCUGAAGCGCAUGGGUCUGUGUCAAGGAGCAUCUCAUCAACGACAUCCAAGCCCAAUAAGUCACAUUCGUUGGAAUUGCAUCGCACUCAGGGAUGGUGGAGUGAUAAAGAUUACAAUGCAUUAGAAGCUUUUAAUAAGGCUAUUCAAGAAAUUCCAAAUAAACUAUGUCAUCGAUAUUCAAAUAGUAAUGAACCAUUUAACUCAUGCAGAAAAAGACAAAUUCCUAACGACGAAGUUAAUCUAAAUAUGAAUGAAUAUCUUUCCACGGUGACGAAAAGGAUCAGAAUAAUUAACACUUAAUUGUCACCACUAUAAAUGUGAUUUAAUCUAUUGUUAAAAUAUGAAAACAAAGCAUAUUCUAGUGCUGUUUACGGGUCUUUGAAAGUGGAGAUAUAAAACGGAGGAGCAUGGUGGCGAAAACACUAAAUGAUAAUUAGUUGGCGCUUAAUGAUUUGCAGUAUUAAGAUAAAUAUUUUUAUAAAAGUUCGAUUUAAUUUUUAAUACAAAACAAAAAAACUUCUCAUUUUA
Messenger RNA from Teleopsis dalmanni, 922 nucleotides. RefSeq lists its product as uncharacterized. Lineage: Eukaryota; Metazoa; Arthropoda; Insecta; Diptera; Diopsidae. The record is from RefSeq and is a predicted model, not a curated record. Bases 113 to 694 code for a protein of 193 amino acids. The transcript is spliced from 2 exons.